CUCAGGAAUUCAGGAAGUUAGUUUUGUGCAACCAGUGGAACUAAAGCCAGAGUUGCAAAGGAGAGCUGAGCAGGGUGGGUCUUCAGCUUCCAUGGCCUCACGUCCUGACCUUUCACACCUUCUCCCCGCUGCCCAGUUGCGCCAACUGGCCCGUGAGUGGCUGCAAGAAGAUGCUCCUAGCUUUGACUAUGGAGGCUACGCUGUGGGCGAUCGACAGGAACGAGCCAUGCUCCUUUGCAAGUCUCCAGGAAUUCUGGCUGGCUUUCCUUUCUUCCAAGCUGUCUUUGCUGAGGUGGGCUGCUCCGUGGAGUGGUUCCAACCAGAGGGAGUAUGGGUAGAACCGAUUACCCGGGUGGCUGAAGUCCGUGGGCAAGCCAAAGACCUCUUACUUGGUGAGCGGGUGGCUCUGAACUGCAUGGGACGGUGCAGCGGUAUCGCCACGCUGGCAACAAAGGCAUGUCGGGUAGCACAAGAAACUGGCUGGCAUGGAGAAGUGGCUGGAACAAGAAAGACCACACCUGGAUUCCGUCUCCCUGAGAAAUAUGCCCUCCUAGUGGGAGGAGCGUCCUGCCACCGUUAUGAUCUGGGAAGUCUCAUCAUGUUGAAGGAUAACCACGUGUGGGCUUCUGGCAGCAUCACACAAGCUGUCCAGAAUGCCCGCCGCGUUGGAAGCUUUGCCCUGAAGAUAGAAGUUGAGUGUCGCUCACUAGAAGAGGCUGUUGAAGCAGCAGAAUGUGGGGCCGAUAUUGUCAUGUUGGACAAUUUUACUCCUGAGGAUCUGCAUCCGACAGCCAGCACUUUGAAGGCCUCCUUUCCUCAUGUGACGAUAGAAGCCAGUGGAGGAAUUACCGAGGAAAGCCUGGCUAAGUUUGUGGGGCCCAAUAUUGACGUGGUCUCACUUGGUUGCCUCACCCAAUCAGCCACAGUUGUAGAUUUCUCCCUCAAGCUCUGCCGAGACCCAGCCUCCAAGCCGCCUGUGAGGAAUUUUGACUUCUGAAGAUGGGGGAGCUGGACUAUGCAUUCAUCUGUUACAUGCCAGUCAAGUGUCAAAUUGGAGAUUAGUGGAAUUUAUUCCACACAACAUUUGCUAGGUUCAGACCUGGAAAUCUUGCCUGUGGUGAAAAGAAUGAAAUGGGAGGUGGUGCAGUGUUCCCUCUAAGCUGCAUUAGUGUGAGCUAGCUCAGGUUUUUUUAGCCUCCGGCUGACACAUUUUUGUUUUAGCUCAGGAAGGAUGGCCCGAGCAAAGUAAUUUAUGUUGUAGCUCACAACUUUAAUACCAGUAAAAAAAAAAAGGUAGUCCCCUAUGCAAGCACCAGUCGUUUCCGACUCUGGGGUGACGUUGCUUUCACAACAUUUUCACGGCAAGCAUUUUAUGGGGUGGUUUGCCAUUGCCUUCCCCAGUCAUCUACACUUUCCCCUCAGCAAGCCGGGUACACAUUUUACCGACUUCGGAAGGAUGGAAGGCUGAGUCAACCUGAGCCAGCUACCUGAACCAGCUUCUGCUGGGAUCAAACUCAGUGAGCAGGGGGCUUUGACUGCAGUACUGCAGCUUUACCACUCUGCGCCACGGGGCUCUGUAGCAAGGGCUUUUUUUGUAGAAAAAGCCCAGCAGCAAUCAUUUGCAUAUUAGGCCACACACCCUGACUCCAAGCCAACCAGAACUGUGUUCCUGCUCAAAAAAAGCCAUGCCAGUUUACUGCUUGCCAUAAUAAUUCUAGUUGUAUUAGCUCAAAAAAUGGCAUGUAACUCUUGCUUGUUGUAGCAAGUGGGACCUGCCUAGUGUGGGAUGCAGAGCUGGAGAAGGAAGCAGUGGAAAAGGCACAGGGGCUGCAUCUGUUGUGAUUUCAGACCUUCUAAAGCAGUUGACAUAAUCUCUAGGGUUAUCACCUGGCAAAAUGACUAAAAAUGUCUGUAAUGUUUUUCUUUUGUGUUUCCUCCACUUCUGCUGCAGACAGGUUAGGUGGCAAGCAAGUAGAACAGCCAUCUUUUAAAAAGUCUCUUCAGCAAAAAUUGGCGCCCCUCCCCAGGACCAUCUAAGAUCUGUUUUUUCUUUUUUAAACUGUACAGCUGAAGCAAUGGAAGAAAUAGAUUGUAAAUGAGUUAAAACAAUAACUGGGGAAAAUUGGAGAGUGGGGGGGAAGCAGAGAUCCGUAGAGAAUUGUGGGAAGGGAGAUUAUUUGGAAAUUCCAGCUCACCCUGAAAUCUCCAGGAUUUACUACUCUUUCAUUCUUUGGAGCAGGCUUUAUUUUCCGUCAUCGGUUUUCACUUUUAAUGGUUUCUCAGUUGCUCUCAAUGUUUCGUGCCUCAUAGAGCACACUUAAAACUCAACAGCCCAUUUAUUUUGCCGGGAUUUGAGUGUAUUCAUUUUGCUUUCGCUUCUUUUGUGUAGCCAUCUUUUUUCUGAUGCUUGACAAGGCGCCAGAAUGUGCAGAAAUCCUUACCUUAUCCACGGGUGGACCAGUAUUGCUGUCUUUCUGAUAGUCAUGAGUCAGUCACUUUACCGUUAGAUACAUGUUUUACUGCUAGAUGUAUGUUGCUUUUCAAGCUGAGAGAAGACAGACAGAAGACUGUAACAACAGGAGCAUUAGAAACAGAGAUGUCCGCAUCUUUAUUAAGACGUUUCACAGAGGAAGAUCCCGGUCAAGUUAAGACUGGUAGAGGUGCACAGGGUUUGGUGUUGGAGGGGUGUAAUUUUCCUCCCCCAAUAAUAAUAAUAAAUAAUUGAUUGACAU
Heteronotia binoei (common prickly gecko) is the source of this 2732-nucleotide messenger RNA. It is a transcript of the gene QPRT, whose product is annotated as quinolinate phosphoribosyltransferase. The coding region runs from base 92 to 997 and encodes 301 amino acids. Gene Ontology annotation, biological process: NAD+ biosynthetic process; quinolinate catabolic process. The transcript is spliced from 4 exons. Gene Ontology annotation, molecular function: nicotinate-nucleotide diphosphorylase (carboxylating) activity. The record is from RefSeq and is a predicted model, not a curated record. Lineage: Eukaryota; Metazoa; Chordata; Lepidosauria; Squamata; Gekkonidae. Gene Ontology annotation, cellular component: cytoplasm.